UAUUGGCGGUUCUGCGCUUGCGCGAGGAGCGCCACCAGCUCAGUGCGCGUGCGCACUGCGAGUCGAAGUGCUUGGAAUAAGCGGUCACAGCAGAGUUACUGCUCCCUGGGGUAGAGAAGUGACAACACCGGAGGUGCGAGAGGAGGCGGCAGUUUUCUCCGCAGCGACGAGACCGACUUCGACAGCGGCCGGGCAGUAGUCGAAGGCCGGGUCCGGCAUGUCCCGAGUGUCGCGCUGCGGGCAGUGAGGUGCGCGGCGAGCGGGAUGGGUCGGCGGCGGGUGCCGGAGCUGUACCGGGCCCCGUUCCCGUUGUACGCGCUUCAGGUCGACUCCAGCUCGGGACUGCUCAUCGCUGCGGGCGGAGGAGGCGCCGCCAAGACCGGCAUAAAGAAUGGCGUGCACUUUUUGCAGCUCGAGCGGAUUAAUGGGUGUCUGAGCGCCUCCUUGCUACACUCCCAUGACACUGAGACACGGGCCACCAUGAACUUGGCACUGGCGGGUAACAUCCUUGCCGCAGGGCAGGAUGCCCACUGUCAGCUCCUGCGUUUCCAGACCAAUCAGCAGAAGGACAAAAACAAGGCAGAGAAGGCAGGUUCCAAGGAUCAGGCGCCUCGACAGAGGAAGGGAGCAGCCCCAGCAGAGAAGAAACCUGGAGCUGAAACCCACCAGGAGGGGGUAGAACUCAGUGUCCAGAAUUUGCAGGCAGUGCAGACAGACUUCAGCCCAGAUCCUUUGCAGAAAGUGGUGUGCUUCAACCACGAUAAUACCCUGCUUGCCACUGGAGGGACAGAUGGCUGCGUUCGUGUCUGGAAGGUGCCCAGCCUGGAGAAAGUGCUGGAGUUCAAAGCGCACGAAGGGGAGAUUGAGGACCUGGCUUUUGGGCCUGAUGGCAAGUUGGUAACUGUGGGCUGGGACCUUAAGGCCUCCGUGUGGCAGAAGGAUCAGCUGGUGACACAGCUGCACUGGCAGGAGAACGGACCCACCUUCUCUAACACGCCUUACCGCUACCAGGCCUGCAGGUUUGGGCAGGUUCCAGAUCAGCCUGCUGGGCUUCGACUCUUCACUGUGCAGAUACCCCACAAGCGUCUGCGCCAACCCCCACCCUGCUACCUCACAGCCUGGGAUGGCUCCACCUUCUUGCCCCUUCGGACCAAGCCCUGUGGCCAGGAAGUCGUCUCCUGCCUUAGUGUCAGUGAAUCGGGUACCUUCCUAGGCCUGGGCACGGUCACUGGCUCUGUUGCCAUCUACAUAGCUUUCUCUCUCCAGCGCCUCUACUACGUCAGGGAGGCCCAUGGCAUCGUGGUGACAGAUGUGGCCUUUCUGCCUGAGAAAAAGGGUCGUGGUCCAGAGCUCCUGGGGUCCCAUGAAACUGCCUUGUUUUCUGUGGCUGUGGAUAGUCGUUGCCAACUGCACCUACUGCCCUCACGGCAUCACAUGGAGGGCCAGCUCUACUCCUGGACCUGACUGAGCCCCAGCCUCUGUCUUACCUCAUGAGUAAGGAAGCCCAUCUUGCCCUGUCACCCCCUCCCACCUGCCCUGACCCUACCUGUCCACAACACGACAGAGUGCAGCAGUGAGGCGCUGAUUAAAGAGUAAUGAGUUGAGUGGGGUCUCCAGGGAGCGGGUGGUUUCAAAGGAAUCCCAGCAUGCAGAUAGAGUCAGUGCUGCCACCAGCCCUGAGGCCUGUCCCUUUCGUGCCAGGUGGUUCAGCACUAGUAUCCUGCAGGUUGGCCAGGGGCCGUGAGAGAAGGGUUUGCGUUAGUGAUUUGGGACAGAGGAGAGGGGGAGCAAAUGUGGAGGAGGAAAAAAAGACUGGGCGUUUGGGUUAAGCCCAGGCAGCCUUUACCCUCCCAAAGAGAUGCCCACGGCCAUCAGAGGAGCAUGGGAGUAGCGGUGCUUUAUGUGGCUCACAACUGUCUCCAGAUCUUCAGUAUUGCUGGCACAGAAAGUCCUGUGGGUCUGAGGCAAACCAGAUCACAGGUAAGGAGGGAAGCCUUGGCCAGAAGGCAGAAAAGUAGACGGGCUCAAAGAUGGGUAGGCAAUGCCCAGGGCCCAGCAUCUCUGAGGGAGUAGGGUAGAGGGCCUCUGCGAGAAAGGCGGGGACUCACCAACAGUUCUUCCCCACGGCAGCCUCGGUUAUUAAAUACAACAGCCCUGUGGCACACACAGUUCUUAGUUAGCCAUGGCCUCUAGAAGCCCACCCCGUCUGGUAGCCUUCGGCUGGCCCUCCCUUCAGUCUCAGUCAGAAGGCGCCUUUCAUAUACUUCCCAGGUCUGACUUCACCUCCCAGUUAGAAAUUACAUCACCCGCUCCAGGGCUGUGCCCAGCCUUACCUGUAGCCAUCCUUUACAGCUUGGUUAACUAGAUGCAACAUGUAUUUUUCCUGGCUGCUGCCGGUGAUGCCAGGCAGCAGUAAUAUAACGGGCCGGGUGGUUGGGUCAGGGAAGAGACAGCUGUCGGGUAGGCCAGCCCAGUCUAGCAGGAGCUGUCCUCCAUCUGGGGUUUGGAUGAAUUCACUGCAGUUUUGUAGAAAAAGGCACACAAAGAUACUAUUAGGAACAUCUUGCAUUUCAAAAGGUUUAUCGCCUGUAUAUCCUCAAACAACUAGCAACUUCCCAUCAACAGCAUUUGAGGGCGUGCUCUAUACAAAACAUUAAGAUAAAACCAGGUUGCAGUAGGAGCAUAAAAGGUUGAAUAUUACCUCAGGAUUGUGCAAUGAGAGAGCUUUCCACACAGCUACUCUUUACCUUCAAUACUCUGAGGUAGAUGGGGCAAAGAACCAUUUUCUUUUUCUUUCUUUUUUUUUUUAAAGAUUUAUUUUUUAUUUAUUUAUACAAGCACUGGGUACAGUCAGAAGCACGGGAGGGUGAGAGAAUUCACCAGAGCCAGAGCGGGGAGCAGA
Talpa occidentalis (Iberian mole) is the source of this 2902-nucleotide messenger RNA. It is a transcript of the gene PREB, whose product is annotated as prolactin regulatory element binding. Bases 265 to 1464 code for a protein of 399 amino acids. The record is from RefSeq and is a predicted model, not a curated record. NCBI's taxonomy places the organism in Eukaryota, Metazoa, Chordata, Mammalia, Eulipotyphla, Talpidae. Gene Ontology annotation, molecular function: protein binding; guanyl-nucleotide exchange factor activity; GTPase activator activity. Gene Ontology annotation, cellular component: endoplasmic reticulum membrane. Gene Ontology annotation, biological process: protein secretion. The transcript has 9 exons.